Messenger RNA from Meriones unguiculatus (Mongolian gerbil), 2160 nucleotides. It is a transcript of the gene Slc6a13, whose product is annotated as solute carrier family 6 member 13. The transcript is spliced from 14 exons. Gene Ontology annotation, molecular function: gamma-aminobutyric acid:sodium:chloride symporter activity. Gene Ontology annotation, cellular component: plasma membrane. Gene Ontology annotation, biological process: sodium ion transmembrane transport; neurotransmitter transport. Bases 130 to 1851 code for a protein of 573 amino acids. NCBI's taxonomy places the organism in Eukaryota, Metazoa, Chordata, Mammalia, Rodentia, Muridae. The record is from RefSeq and is a predicted model, not a curated record.
AGAAGGUGGAGGAAGAUGGUACCUUGGAGCGGGAGCACUGGAACAACAAGAUGGAGUUUGUGCUGUCAGUGGCAGGAGAGAUCAUUGGCUUAGGCAACGUCUGGAGGUUUCCCUAUCUCUGCUACAAGAAUGGGGGAGGUGCUUUCUUUAUCCCCUAUCUCAUCUUCCUUUUUACCUGCGGCAUUCCUGUCUUCUUCUUGGAGACAGCACUUGGCCAGUACACCAACCAGGGAGGCAUCACAGCCUGGAGGAAGAUCUGUCCCAUCUUUGAGGGAGGCUAGGCCUACCGCUACUUGCUAUGGGCCCUUCCUGCACAGGCGUGGGUGGUGUGUGAGAAUUUUUGCACGGUCCUGGCCCAAAGCUUCAGUCCCCUCCCCAGGCAUCGGCUAUGCCUCACAGAUGAUCGUCAGUCUCCUCAACGUCUACUACAUCGUUGUCCUGGCCUGGGCCCUCUUCUACCUCUUCAGCAGCUUCACCACCGACCUCCCCUGGGGAAGUUGCAGCCACGAGUGGAAUACAGAAAACUGUGUGGAGUUCCAGAAGACCAACGACUCACUCAAUGUGACUUCUGGGAACGCCACCUCGCCAGUCAUCGAGUUCUGGGAGAGGCGGGUCCUGAAGCUCUCUGAUGGCAUCCAGCACCUGGGGUCCCUGCGCUGGGAGCUGGUCCUGUGCCUCCUGCUCGCCUGGAUCAUCUGCUACUUCUGCAUCUGGAAGGGGGUCAAGUCCACGGGCAAGGUGGUAUAUUUCACAGCCACCUUCCCCUACCUCAUGCUGGCGGUCCUGUUGAUUCGAGGAGUGACGCUGCCUGGGGCAGCCCAAGGAAUUCAGUUUUACCUGUACCCCAACAUGACACGCCUGUGGGACCCCCAGGUGUGGAUGGAUGCGGGCACCCAGAUCUUCUUCUCCUUUGCCAUCUGUCUGGGCUGCCUCACGGCCCUGGGCAGCUACAACCAGUACCACAACAACUGCUACAGGGACUGCAUCGCCCUUUGCAUCCUCAACAGCGGCACCAGCUUCGUGGCCGGGUUUGCCAUCUUCUCCAUCCUGGGCUUCAUGUCUCAGGAGCAGGGCGUGCCCAUAUCUGAGGUUGCCGAAUCAGGUCCUGGCCUGGCUUUCAUCGCCUACCCUCGAGCUGUGGUGAUGCUGCCCUUCUCGCCACUGUGGGCCUGCUGUUUCUUCUUCAUGGUCGUUCUCCUGGGACUAGAUAGCCAGUUUGUGUGCGUAGAAAGCCUGGUGACGGCGCUGGUGGACAUGUAUCCUCGGGUGUUCCGUAAGAAGAACCGGAGGGAGAUCCUCAUCCUUAUAGUGUCCGUCAUCUCCUUCUUCAUCGGGCUGGUCAUGCUCACAGAGGGCGGCAUGUACGUGUUUCAGCUCUUCGACUACUAUGCAGCCAGUGGCAUGUGCCUUCUCUUCGUGGCCAUCUUUGAGUCCCUCUGUGUGGCUUGGGUUUAUGGAGCCAGCCGCUUCUAUGACAACAUCGAGGAUAUGAUCGGGUACAAGCCAUGGCCUCUUAUCAAGUAUUGUUGGCUCUUUUUCACGCCAGCUGUGUGUAUGGCGACCUUCCUGUUCUCCCUGAUCAAAUACACGCCACUGACCUACAACAAGAAGUAUACUUACCCGUGGUGGGGGGACGCCCUGGGGUGGCUCCUGGCUCUGUCCUCCAUGAUCUGCAUUCCUGCCUGGAGCAUCUACAAGCUUAGGACUCUCAAGGGCCCCCUCAGAGAGAGGCUCCGCCAGCUUGUGUGCCCAGCUGAAGACCUUCCCCAGAGGAAACAGCCAGAACCCACUGCUCCUGCUACGCCUAUGACAUCACUUCUUACUCUCACAGAACUGGAGUCUAACUGCUAGAGUCCAGGGCCUUUGAUGUGCCCAUGAGCCUGGCUGUAGGGACGGCCGUAGGAGCAGAGGGCAGCAGAAGCUCCCCUCUGUGCUGGGGCAGUUAAGACAAGAGGGGGUCUUUGGAGCCCACCUUCUGAGCUGGGUACCUCCUAUUUUGACUCCCCGAUUCCAGAGUGGUCCAAACAUUGUGACAGGCCCGUGCCAGUAACACCCUUUCUGGGCAGUGUGGGAGGCCCAGGGAGGGCUGGGGAGAUGAAAGCCUGGUUGGUCGCUGGGCCCUCUUCCCUCCAUGCCAUUAAAUCCAACUUCCUCCCACAA